This is a messenger RNA of Dinoponera quadriceps, 669 nucleotides long. RefSeq lists its product as uncharacterized. The transcript is spliced from 3 exons. NCBI's taxonomy places the organism in Eukaryota, Metazoa, Arthropoda, Insecta, Hymenoptera, Formicidae. The record is from RefSeq and is a predicted model, not a curated record. The coding region runs from base 1 to 669 and encodes 222 amino acids.
AUGGGAAAGCGACGCUCGACAGUUUGGAUUUUCCGUGCCCUUCAGCUCGCGCUCUUCUGCAACUUGGUGUCCGGCAAAAGUGAGUACUCGAAGCUGUUCGAGAGGUGCACCAGCGAGAAGAACACCUUCGACUGCUUCAAACAACGCGCCCUCGAGAUCCUCGACUCGGCGAUCCGCGACGAUACCGUCUACAAGAUCAACGAUUACGUCUCGAUCAGCAAGGAUCCGGCGAGCACAGCGAGGAGCCAAGACCCAGCCGGGAACAGCACGGAACUGAGCCUCGAUCAGAAGCUGGACAACAAGUUCUACGAAUACCUGUCGUCGAGGAGCCUCAAGCUCACGAUACCCGGCAAUGCUUUCGAAGGAAGAGGGAAGAGGCGCAGGGGUUACGGAUACCUACUAAUGGCAGGUGCCGUGUUAGCAGGCAUGAUGGCGCAGCUGGCUUACGGGAAAAUAGCUUUCCUCGCCGGAACGGCGUUGCUGACGGCGAAGAUGGCACUGGUGUUGAGCGCGAUAGUCGGCUUGAAAAAGCUUGUAUCGAGCGGAGGCGGUGGACACGAGGUAAUCUACGCGACAGCGUCGGACCACCACGGCGGUGGUGGAGGCGGAUACGGAGGUGGUGGCUACGGCGGCUGGCAACGAGCGAUGGAAGUCGUUCCACCAACCUGA